AUGUACGAGCUAGCGACGGUGACGUAUGGGACGAAACCGGCGCCUUUUCUGGCGACUCGUACUUUAAAACAAUUGGCCUUAGACGAAGGGCACAAAUUUCCUCGUGCUGCACAGGCGGUCGACGAGGACAUCUAUAUGGAUGACGUUAUCUCCGGCGCAGAUGAUGUCGACACAGCAGUGGAACUGCGCAAACAACUAGCUGCCAUGAUAGCGAGAGGCGGUGUCAAAUUAAGGAAGUGGGCUUCCAACUGUCUCGAUAUUUUGGAUGGCAUUCCGCGGGACUGUGUAGCACUUCCAGACUCCGAAGAAGUUAACUGGGACCAAGAUCAAGCAGUAAAAACGUUAGGUUUAACUUGGUUUCCAAAAACCGAUUGCUUCAAAUACCAGUUUCGAUUACCAAUGCUCGAACCAAAUAAAACGCUAACAAAACGCAAGUAUUGUCUGCGAUAG
This is a messenger RNA of Topomyia yanbarensis, 450 nucleotides long. RefSeq lists its product as uncharacterized. NCBI's taxonomy places the organism in Eukaryota, Metazoa, Arthropoda, Insecta, Diptera, Culicidae. The record is from RefSeq and is a predicted model, not a curated record. Bases 1 to 450 code for a protein of 149 amino acids. The transcript has a single exon.